CAGGUUUUAGCAACCAUUCAUACACGAUUAGAUGGCCCCAUUAUGGAAGUAUACUUGUCAACAACCGAAAUAUUAAAAUCUUUACUUUCGAUUUUUCACCUAAUGUCCGCCUGGAUGCCCACUGUGUCGAGGGUGUCACAGUAUUUUCUUCGAUGGCUCCUAUUUAUCCAUCUUGAAACAAGUGUAACAUUUCUAUCAGCAUCACUACAGCCAACAACUAUUACUAGUAAAUCAUUCCAAUUAAGUUUGAAUGUAGCAUCCAGUUGUAGUGACGUUGGUAAUGCAUCAGUUGAAACCAGUCGUCUGGUUGUAAAGAAGCUGAGUAGUUUGUUCACUAGAAUUUACAUAAAAUCGUGGAGCGAAAACAUUAUGUAAUGCAGUAGAAUCUGGAGUUACUGACCAUUGUUGAUAUAACGCACGAAGAUUAUCUGCCGAAUAAAUUGAUGGACAUGAUACAAAUCUAUGAUAACGCAAUAUGCUGGUCAACCAGGUUGCUGACACCGCUCAACAACAUUCAGCAACAUGAUUCGACAACAUUCACCGCUUCACAGAAUUCAACAUCAGUCUAGGAAGUACAAAAUUAGUCUAUUAUAAUGUCUAUGCAUUAGAGCUCAAAGGAUUUGCUCAACGGCCAGUGGCGAAUCCUGCCCGCGAGCGGUACCUUUUAACCCAAAAAACUGUUUUUCCUAGCAGAUCUCUCUUAGAAUAAUUUGUUUCUACAACGAUCCAUGUAUCUCGCACUUUUAUAAUAUACCGUACGUACCAAAAACUAAUUCUAGAUCCGCUACUGUCAACGGCUGCCCUCCUAGAGUAGCAGUUUCAGUGUUUCAGACUAAUGUUUUGUGCUAACUCGAAUAAUGUGAUAAAUAGGGUGAUUAGAGGUGUAAAAUUAGAUAAAUCAAGAAAACAAAAAAAUCUGCAAACACCUGAAAAAAGUUUUAUUCCUUCGUCUUAUGAUACUGCUUCAAAUGGAAAAAAAACAUGGGGCACUUGAAUGUACUCUGUCGCUCUAAUAUUACACGCAUGAAUUGCUUCUGCGUUUUCACAAACAAAAAACUUUGCGAUAAAACACAAGAAAAGAUCAUCGUUUUUCAUGCAUAAAAUUGUACUUGUGUAGUUACCUUAAAGCUAAAUACCAAAAAGCUAUCGUUUUCUUGUUUAUUUUUGCAGGGUAAAAGUAUAGCGCAAGAAAACGCAUAUAUUGUUUUCUGGUGUUGCGUUAGUGUGGUCAGAAAAAUGCCAAAAACGCACAUUUGUGCAGAAAUCGUUAAAAAAUUUGAUAUAGCUGGUGUUUAUUCUGAAUAAACGACCAGGCUCUUCUAAAAUACUUUCCAUGUUGCAUAGCUGAUAAUGGUCGAAGAAAAUUAGUUAGUGAUGUUGGCCUAAAAGUCUAUGUUUUAUCAAGCUAUUUCCAGAUACUUUCCUCUAUCAUAUUUUCUACAAAUGAUUGCUCUUCAAUAAAAUUUUACACCAGUUUUCUAUUUCUAGUUCAAAUAGUUUCUUCUAAAAUGCCGUUAAAUUUUCUUUACCUGUCACUUGCAUCAAGAACGGUUAUGGAAAGGAAUGGUAGACUUUGAAAAAAUGAAACUCCUUUGUCUUGAUGCGUUCGUUUCUGCCCAACCAGCCUUUCACCACUUUUACUGAAAAAAAAACUCGAGAUAUCUCAGAAACGGGCGUUUGAUUUCGCUUCAAACUAUUAUGCUAAAUUUUUCUCCUAAUGAGUGUUCUAUGCUAAAAAAAGGAGCUUAUAAUUCAUCGUUAAAAAGUUUAAGAAGGAAAUUCAUCUUUGAGGAGAGCGUUUUAUAGCAAUCUAACAGGUCAAAUUGAAAAUCGACUGUAAAUGAGAUAAGAACGCGAGAAAAAAAAGUCAACAUAAGUGACUAAUUGUCGACGAACAUAAAAGAAUACAUGCACGAUAUUUGUCGUUAGCAAAAAUUAGGCAAGGCAUGUAUAAUCUGUUCCGUUUCGUUUCUUAUAUUUUUGAUUAUUUUUUCCGUUUUCUUUCUGAGAAUUUUUUUCUCGUUCUAUCCAUCUUUUCCUGACUUUCAUUAUUUUUUGCGUAUUCUUCUGUAACUCCAUCUUAUUCUUCGAUUUUUCUUACAAGAUAAAUUAACCUUCUGUUCCUGAUAUAUACGUGUAGCAAGAAACAACAUUGAUAUGUAGAAUAUUGUUUUAAGGUCACACGUAUUCAUCGUAGUACUAUUUUUCUGAUAUUUUCGCUAUAUAUUGUACAUCAGAUGGUAGAGCCAUGUGCUGAAAUGGAAGAAAAAUUUAAUCAUCUGAGAACAAAACACUCGAAAAUGAUUUACUUUUUCUUAUCUUGUCUACAUUUCAGAUCAUCGAUGAAAAAAUGUUUACUGCUGAUCAGAUCGACGAUCAUGUUUGGCUUGGUAAUCUUGGAUCAUCUGAAAAUUACCAGAUGUUAGACAUGUACAACAUCUCUCACGUUCUAACCGUUCUCGACUAUGAACCAACGUAUACUGCCGAUGAUCAACGAAUACGUCUUUACAUACCGGCGCAAGAUGUCAGUUCAACCGAUCUGCUUACUCAGUUCGAUCAGUGUUACCAAUUUAUUGACUUGGCUACGAGAAACGAGCAAAAUGUUUUAAUUCAUUGUUAUGCGGGCAGAUCACGCAGUGGCACGAUAGCACUGAUGUAUAUGAUGAAAAAAUAUAAAAUGACAAUGGACGAGGCUUUAGAAAUAUUGAUAAAACAGCGACCGGACAUCAGUCCGAACGAAGGAUUUCAAAAGCAAUUGGAACUUUUUCAUUCUAUGAAUUAUCAGUUGGAUAAAAGUCAUUUGAAAUACCAUCAAUUUCAAUUAGAAUGUAUACGAUUACAGUAUAUUGAGCGAUAUGGUAUUAAAAAUAAAAACGAAUUGAAAGAUAAACUUUGUCAUCUACUUUCAGUUGUCGUCGUAGAUCCACUCGCUUUGAAAGAACAACCUACAGUAGAAUUUCAUUGUAAACAAUGUCAUAGAAAAUUAUUCACUAAUCUUGAUGUGUUAACAGAACACCAACAUUCAGUUGAACAACCAGACUAUUUGAAUAUUGAUUAUCUAGUGUGGAUUGUCGACUCAUUCGGUCCAUAUUGUCAUGGUGAUAUUAAGUGCCCUGACUGCCAAUUUCUGGAUAACGAGAACGUCUUCACUGUAUUGUCUGCACUGGCAUUAUUGGAUGAUGAUACAUCUGUAAUAGAUAAACUCAAACAGACAUCUGUUACAAGUGGUAUAGAGAUAAAGGAUGAUAUUGAACCAAUUGAUGAUGACAAUGUAGCUGCAGCGAAACGUUUAAAGGAAUUAGCUGAUAAUGCUCAUAAUCGAAAAGAUUUUGAAGCAAUAAAACAUUAUACACAAGCGAUUGUACUAUCGGGACUUCCAGAUAAAGAUCGAGCCAUACUUUAUUAUAAUCGUAUCAGCAUCGAACAAUCAGAAAAAAAACUUCGACAAAGAAUCAUACAAAAUGAUCCGGGACAAGCGGCUGUAUUUACGGGACAUCAGUAUCGUGACGACGGUACAGACGUUAAGCAAAAGUACGAACGCGCUGCACAGUUUUAUGGAAAGGCUGCAAAUCUCGAUAAUACCGAAGGACAGUAUAAUCUUGUACUAUUGACUGCACGAGCAGCUGAAAAAUUACAAUUACCAUGUUUUCUUGCCUAUGAAUCGAAUAACAAAUUGUUGCUAACACAAAUAUAUAAUUUUCAGUCAACAACUGAUGAUUCAAUAACACCAACGACUACUUCAAUUACGAUGUCUAUUAAAGCAAAAUCUCGUUUGAGUGAUCCAUGUCAAACUGAGAUUAUUGAAGCUCAGCGAAAAUCUAACACAAUUUUUCGUUGUAGAAUCAAUACGGCCGUGAUGUCCACAGUUAAACCACUUUUUCAGCAACAAUCGCCUGAAUCAUUGAUUGGAUUGAAGCUGAUCACUCUCAAAGAGAUGGAUCCAACCAAAGAUCUUGUCUACAAUGGUUACACAUUGAGUUUAACUAUGAAUCAGGUAUCUAUAACCCAUCAAUUAGACUGGUAG
Molecule: messenger RNA, 4024 nt
Organism: Didymodactylos carnosus
Lineage: Eukaryota; Metazoa; Rotifera; Eurotatoria; Philodinida; Philodinidae
Source: the annotation of a GenBank genome assembly